AUGGCCUCCGAAGCCCCCAAGGAUCUCCCCGUGCGGCCUGCUGCCGAGGCCCAGAGCAAACCAGCUGCUGCUGCCCCGCCAAACGAUGCCAAAGUGAAAAAGGCCCCCGCCCCCGACGUCCUGCCCGAAUGGAUGAUUGAGCGCAACAACUUUUUCGAAGAGCUCUGGCAGAAGCAUCUUGAGAACACCAAAAACCGAGAUCAUCCUGAGAUCAACGUUACCCUCGACAUCGGUAACGGCAACCCCGCAACUCAGGUCCCCGCGAAGGCCUACGAGACCACCCCUGGCUCCUUCCUGCGUGACGUGCCGAAGGAUAUUAGCGCCAAUGUCGUUGUUGCAAAGGUCAACGGUGAAUUGUGGGACCUCAACCGACCUCUCGAGGGCGACUGCACCGUGUCCUUGGUUCCAUUCAGCGACCCCGAGGGUCGCUCGACCUUCUGGCAUUCUGCUGCUCACGGAUUGGGCGAGGGUUGCGAAUGUGAAUACAACAGUCUCCUAUCCCACGGUCCCCCGACUGCGCAAGGUUUCUUUUACGAUAUGGCCAUGCCUGAAGGUCGUGUCGUCCGAGAGACUGACUGGCCGGCGCUUGAUAAGCGUGUCCAAGCCGUUUUCAAGGAGAAGCAGGCGUUUGAUCGGUUGGAUGUCUCAAAAGAGGAUCUCCGCAAGAUGUUUGCCUACUCCAAGUAUAAGCUGCACUACAUUGACAAGUUGGUCACUGGUGAAUCGAGCACAGUCUACCGCUGUGGUACCCUGGUUGAUCUCUGCCGUGGACCCCACAUUCAAAACACUGGCAAAGUAAAGACGUUUAAGAUUAUGCAAACGAGCGCGGCUUACUGGCUAGGAGACCAAAGCAAUGAGUCUUUGCAGCGUAUUCGUGGUGUUGCAUUCCCGGAUAAGAAGGGAAUGGCCGAUCACCUGAAAUUCCUUGAGGAGGCAGAGAAGCGAAACCACUUGAGAAUUGGCAAGGAGCAAGAACUUUUCUUCUUUGAUGAUGUUUCACCGGGUUGUCCUUUCCUUUUACCCAACGGAACCAAAAUCUUCAAUGCUAUUCAAAGUCUCCUCCGGUCCGAAUACCGGAAGCGUGGAUACCAAGAGGUCCAAACACCCAACAUGUAUGAUGUGGGCAUCUGGAAGACCAGUGGACAUUGGCAACAUUACUCUGAGGACAUGUUCAAGCUGAAUGUUGAGAAACGCGAGUGGGCUCUGAAGCCAAUGAACUGCCCCGGUCACUUCAUUUUAUGGGGCCACCGCGUCCGAUCAUGGAAGGAGAUGCCCCUCCGCAUUGCGGACUUUGGUGUGCUCCACAGAGCUGAAGCGAGUGGUGCCCUUUCAGGAAUGACCCGUGUGCGCAAGUUCCAACAGGAUGACACCCACAUCUUCUGUACUCAAGAUCAGAUCACGUCGGAGAUCGAAGGCUUGUUCGAUUUCUUACAGUCAAUUUACGGUCUGUUCGGCUUCACCUUCAAGCUGAAGUUGUCUACUCGCCCUGACAAGUACCUGGGUGAGCUUGCGACAUGGGACUACGCCGAAGAUCAACUCAAAAAGGCCAUGACCAAGUUCAAGGGUGACGAUUGGAUUAUCGACGAGGGUGACGGCGCUUUCUACGGGCCCAAGAUUGAUAUCACCAUUGCGGAUGCCCUGCAGCGUGAGUUCCAGUGCGCCACUAUCCAAUUGGAUUACCAGGCCCCGAUCAACUUCAAUAUGCAGUACGUCACCAAUGAGAAGGGUGAGAAGAAGACGACGGAAGAACCGAAGGAGGGUGAGGAGGCACAGGCUAAGAGCAAUCCCAAUGAGUUGCCUGCUGGUCGUGCACGCCCCGUCGUCAUCCACAGAGCGAUCAUCGGUUCUUUUGAACGCUUCUUUGGUAUUCUUACGGAACAUUUUGCUGGCAAAUGGCCCUUCUGGUUGAACCCAAGGCAGAUCUUGAUCGUUCCCGUGAUGCCGGCUGUCUACGGCUACGCUGAGGAGCUACAAAAGAUCUUCCAGGCUGAUAAAUUGAAUGUCGACAUCGAUGUCAGUGGCAACACCUUGCAGAAGAAGAUCCGUACCGGGCAGAUCCAGCAGUACGGCUUCAUCUUGGUUGUGGGAGCAAACGAGGCGGAAACUAGAUCCGUCAAUAUCAGAAACCGCGAUGACCCAGCGACACAGAAGCAGGGUAUUAUGAUUCCCCUUGAGGAGGCACGGAUCAAGUUCAAGGCCUUGCGUAAGGAACGUCGGUUGGAGAACGCUCUUUAA
Molecule: messenger RNA, 2235 nt
Organism: Penicillium verhagenii
Lineage: Eukaryota; Fungi; Ascomycota; Eurotiomycetes; Eurotiales; Aspergillaceae
Product: threonine--tRNA ligase THS1
Exons: 7
Coding region: 1-2235 (744 amino acids)
Biological process (GO): threonyl-tRNA aminoacylation
Cellular component (GO): cytoplasm
Molecular function (GO): threonine-tRNA ligase activity; ATP binding
Source: RefSeq, a predicted model, not a curated record